AUGCCACCUCGCGCUUCACGACGUCAACCGCCCACCGUCCUCUGGCUCCCCCUCCUCCACCCCACUCGCUGCUCUCGCUUCGCCGCCGCCUCCCGCCUCGCGGCGUCGGCGUCCGCGCUCCGCCCCUUCGCCGCGAUCCUCCUCGCGGCGCUCCUCCCCGCCGCCUCCCAGGACCUCCUUUCCUGGUCCUUCUCCUACGGAAGCGCCAGCGGAAGCGCUCGCGUGUGCUACGCCGCGCUCCGGCUCGCGCUCCACGCGUUCCUCGCCGCGGGCAUGGCAGCCGAGGCGCUCCACGUGCUCGCGCGCGUCCGCAGCUCCGGGAAUACGCCCAGCCUCUCCGCGCUGGCGGCAUUGCUGCGCCUUCUAUUCCGCAGCGGGGAGGUCCGCGCUGCCUGGAACGUGUUCGAGGAAAUGGCCACGAGGGGCCCACGCCCGAGUCUCGCCAUUUUAAACGCCCUGAUCCUCGGGUUGUGCCACAGGGGGAUGCGGCGCGUUGUCUUGGGGCUGCUUGGGGUCAUGGGAAAGAAGUUCAGUAUCAUCCCGGACGUUGUCAGCUAUAACAUCCUCAUCAAGGGGCAUUGUGUGUUUGGGUGGUCAGGGGACGCCUUCAAGCUGUUUAAGGAAAUGUGCAGUUCAGGAUGUGAACCGACGGUCGUGACGUAUAACAUACUGGUGGAUGUUCUGUGCCAUGAGGGGAGAAUGGUGGAAGCGAGGAGGCUGUUCGAUGAGAUGGCACAGGUGGGGAUCAAAGAAAAUACAAUAACCUUCAAUGUCUUGAUCGAUGGAUAUGCGACUGGACGGAUGGAUGAGGCCAGCGCAGCCUAUAGGGAGAUGAAAGUGAGGGGACUAGUGCCAGAUUCCUGCACCUUUAACAUCCUUGCUGCUGGAGCAUACAAGUUUGGGCAUGCUACCCAGUUAGUCCAUGAUUGUGAAAUAUUUGGUUCACAGUUGCCGGUUGAUGGGUUGGAUGUGUUGGUCUGUAGGCUUUGUUGGGACGGCCGGUUGGAUGAUGCCUGGGAGCUUCUACGUGGUGCUAUUGAGCAGGGUGUUCCAGUUAGUGUUACUGGAUUUAAUGCAUUGAUCGCUGCUUAUAGCAAGGAGGGACUCCAUGAAGCUGCUUUUGAACUAUACAGAUUUAUGAACAAGGCUCAGGAUAUGAAUGGUGCUAUGAAUUUCAUGAAUAAGAUGUUAGCAGCUGGUUGUGAACCAGAUAUUUUCACAUAUAAUAUUUGGAUGCAUAGCCUCUGCAGCAACCAUAUGUUGAACCAAGCAGGGAAGGUGUUAGAUGAGCUUGUUGCUAGGGGUUGUCCUCCUAAUUCAGUUACAUACAAUACAUUGAUUGAUGGCAUUUGCAGUGAUGUUCUUGAUCGAGCUAUGAUACUGACUGGCAGGUUGAUUAAGAUGGCUUUUCAACCAAACACUAUCACACUUAAUGUUUUCCUUUCUCAUUUCUGCAAGCAAGGAUUUGGAAAGAGAGCCCUUAUAUGGGCUGAGAAGCUCAGGGAAGAUUCUUUUAUUUUUGAUGAUGCUAUUAGAAAUAUAAUUGACUGGGCACAAAGGGAAAUGGAGAAUGGUCCCCAGGUUAACAAUGAGGACAUAGAUAGGUGCCUGUUUCUCGAAUUCUUGAUGUUCAUGACAUAUGAGACUAUGCACAACAAUAGAUCCUCAAAGGCUAGACAUGUGCCUGCAGAUAAAUGUUUUGCUCCUGCUAGCAGCAACACGAUCAAGAUUUUGGAUACUGGUUGA
This is a messenger RNA of Panicum virgatum (switchgrass), 1746 nucleotides long. Its product is annotated as protein Rf1, mitochondrial-like. The transcript has 2 exons. The record is from RefSeq and is a predicted model, not a curated record. The coding region runs from base 1 to 1746 and encodes 581 amino acids. Gene Ontology annotation, molecular function: protein binding. Lineage: Eukaryota; Viridiplantae; Streptophyta; Magnoliopsida; Poales; Poaceae.